This is a messenger RNA of Drosophila gunungcola (fruit fly), 1740 nucleotides long. It is a transcript of the gene Ppat-Dpck, whose product is annotated as bifunctional coenzyme A synthase. Gene Ontology annotation, molecular function: dephospho-CoA kinase activity; ATP binding. Gene Ontology annotation, biological process: coenzyme A biosynthetic process. The record is from RefSeq and is a predicted model, not a curated record. Lineage: Eukaryota; Metazoa; Arthropoda; Insecta; Diptera; Drosophilidae.
CAACUGUUGAACUGAGCUAGAAUUAAAAUAUUACCAAUCAAUAGAAACCAUGGCCUCAACAGGAUUACUGGUGGUGUCUAACAUCAAGCAACUUGGAAAAUCCCUGCGCGCCAUCGAGAAGUACGUGAACUCCCUAUACAUCCACUUGAAUGUGGCGGGGUCAACGUCCACAACGUCACCAAAUCUACCGGAUCCUCCGGUUUGGGGUCGUCUGAUUUCUCAGCUCUAUGCGAACAGCAGCAGUUAUGUGGGCAACCAGUUGGACCUGCGGGUACUUGUCUCGCCACUCCGGCCAGGAAGCAGUGGAUCCUUGAAGUUGCUUCAGCCAGUGGACUUGAUAUUUUCGGAUGCACAUCAUCCGGAACUGUGCGACAAGUUGCGGGCGGAUCUCAACAUCAGCAAGCCCACUAUCUUCCUAGAAGACUCACCUAUCUCCAAUUUAAGAGACCAACAGGACGCCUCGCAGGCUCCGAAGAUGUAUCCCUCGGUUGUCCUUGGCGGAACCUUUGAUCGCAUUCACCUGGGCCACAAGAUAUUCCUCACCCAGGCGGUACUGCGCACCUGCAAACGUCUGGUUGUGGGCGUGACGACCCCAGCCAUGACGAAGGGCAAGACUUUGCCGGACUUGAUACUGCCCGUGAAGGAGCGUAUUGCCCGGCUAAGACAUUUCCUUAUGGACAUAGACAGCACGCUCCAGUACGAGAUAGUGCCAAUCGACGAUCCCUUCGGACCCACGCAAGUGGAUCCCGAUCUGGACAUGAUUGUUGUCAGUGCGGAAACCCUGAGAGGUGGUCAAAAGGUCAAUGAGAUACGCUCCGCCAAGCAGCUGCGGGAGCUGGAAAUCUUCGUUAUCGAUAUUGUGGAGAGCAACGUGCAUGACGGCAUCCACGAGACGAAAGUCAGCUCAAGUAACACUCGGAUUGAUUUGCUGGGAACUCGCUGGCGAAGACCGGAUCAGCGACCACAGCUCCCGUCGCGUCCCCAUAUCAUAGGUUUAACAGGUGGCAUCGCCUCCGGCAAGAGUAAGAUGGCCGAGAGAUUGGGCGGAAUGGGCGCCCAUGUCAUCGACUGCGACAAGGUGGCCCACGAUGUAUAUGAACCGGGUCAGGUGUGCUACGAACGGAUUGUGCAGCAUUUUGGAAAGGGCAUUGUUGCCGCAGACGGCCGGAUAGAUCGUUCGAAACUAGGGCCCUUGGUAUUUGCCGAUCCCAAGCAGCUGCAGACCCUCAAUGGGAUCGUCUGGCCGGAACUCAUCGCUGAGGUCAAUAGAAGACUAGAUGCACUUCGUUCCCAGGCCGAAGUGCCCCGUGUGGUGGUCCUGGAGGCUGCGAUACUGUUGCGUGCGGGCUGGGAGUCCAAUUGCCAUGAGAUUUGGUCCAUGAUUGUGACGCCCGAAGAGGCUGUUCGUAGAAUAGUCAAUCGCAACAACCUCAGUGAGGAGGAGGCCAGGAAGCGGCUGUCCAGUCAGGUGCCCAACACGGAGAUAGUGGCCAAGUCUCACGUUAUCUUCAGCUCACAAUGGGAUCACGACUUCACACAGAAACAGGCGGAGCGGGCCUGGCGAAUGCUCACCAAGGAACUGGACUCGCACCAGAGCAGUCUCUAACACUAAUUGAUAUUCAAGUUACCUGAGAUAACCAUUGUUGAACCUUUUUUUUGUAUGAUUCUUUAUGCAUUUGUUGUACAUUGCUUAUUUGUAAGUCGAAAGUUAAAGAGAAGCUCGGGGACGUCAUUGGGAAA